AUGCCACAAACUUUUGGUGAAUCAAUGCAACCUUUGGUAGUAGGCAAUGUUGAAGAAUUAGGAUAUUGGAAAAGACCAAAGACGAAAUUACACCAAAUUGAUAUCAAUUCUACAUAUUGGGCCUCUGAUCCAAUUAAAAUCUAUAAGAGAGAUUAUAGUACUGUUAAAUAUAAAUAUGCAUUUUAUCGACCAAAAGAACCUCAACAACGAGAAAUAAUCUCUUCAUUUACUGAUUUCAUAUUCGGUGACAAAACAAUUGUAAUGGAAGGUGAUUCAGAAAUGGAUGAUCGUGUAUUAUCGAGCAUAGAUAACCAAUAUGAUAUAUGGAAAACAAACCAUUCUGCAAAUCUUUAUAGCCCAUCUCUUAAUAAUGAUUUUAGAUUUUUUAAUGUGAUUUAUGAAUCGGUGACGUUAGAAAAUUUUAAAAAUAAAGUUAUGGAAUUUCAAUCUAUUUUAAAAUAUCAACAGACCAUUCGUGCGAUAGAAAUGGAUUCAAUUUACGCUCAUCUUUCAAAUUCACCAAAUGAAUGCCAAAAAAUCUUAAUCUGCGUCAUGUUAGCUUGUCAUAUCGAUUCUGCUCAACAAAAAGCAAAAAAUCAUAAUUAUAUGAAUUUACCCAAAAAUUUUCAUUCGGCUGAUUUAUUACGAGCAUUACAUAAAGUUCAAUUUGAAGACCUCCUACCUUCUGAUGCCAAAAUAUUAUUUACUAAUGUAACUUCAGCCUUGGUCCGGCAUAAUUCAUCAAACCGUGGUUUAUUUGAUUGGAUGAAGAUGUUUGCCGUUGCACAUAUUUUUGAUCAAGAUUACAUGUUUAUAUCUCAUAUCAAAAGGCAUGAAUACAAGGAUAAAGAUGGGAUACAACUUUUUUAUAACUUGCUAAAAACAAAUGUGAAGCCGCAUAUUGAUCAAAUUAAUAAAAUUGAUAGACCAUUUAUUUAUAAAAAGGUCAUAAAGGCUAUCAUCACUAUUUCUUUUUUUGAAAUCGAAUCAUGUGAUUUUCUCGUAAACGAAAUUAUUGGAAAAGAAAAUAUGGACCAAGAAAUCAGAGAAUUCUUAGGCGAAAAUAUUAGUAAAAACCUUAAUUCCAAUAAUCCAUGUAUGUUAGAACAUCAUUUUAAAUCUCUUACCGAAGAUCUUCAAGUUGAAUGUGUCUCAGCUUUUCGAAAAGAUUUUAAAAAAUUCAUGUAUAAUAUUGGAUCAACGUGGAAUGCUAAAGAUUCAGAAUCAAUGUUUCGGCUGUUUUCUCAAUUAUUUACCUCUGAACCGGAUAUUGUAGAAAUAUUAGAUCUUCUUUCCAAAUCGACAAAUUUAUAUUUACUACAAUCGUUUCCUAAAUGGUUAAAAUCCGUGUUAGAAUUAAAAGAUAACAUACGAUUAUCGAACAACAAUAUCUCAUCAAACAAUAUUUCAUCAAUCUGUAAUACAUGGUACUCAUCUAUAAUUGCUGCUAUGAUUCAAGAAGGGCAAAACAAUAUUGUUAUUGCCAUAUAUAAACAACUUUCGUCUCUUUCGUUCAUUCUCGAAAAAAGAUUCGAUAUUUAUAAACGAUUAUUGAGCAUUAUUGAAAAGAGAAUCUCCAAUAUUCCAAUAGAUUGGUUCCUUCGAUCAACAUCAUUUGUGGGCAAUCUUGAGCCCUAUAUUAUUAAAGAUUUUACCAAGGUCUUUAAUGAAAAGUUGAAUCCGCUUAUUGGCGCCACUGACGAUAAAUUAAUUACAAUUAUCGCUCAGAUAUGCGAUUCAUCGGCCCCACCGUUGAAUAUACCUAAUCAGUUAUGCGAAGAUACGAUCUGCUUUAUAUUGGAUAUAAUUCUCAAUAAAGCCAAAAUAUCUGGUGACUUCAAUAUUAGUAAUGAUGAACAACAAUCGUUAUUGUUCGGUUCUUCUAAAUUUUGGAUCUUUUUAUUAAAUGCUAAUGGAAAAGUGAAUAAACUUCAUUCUCAUCAAUACGUGAAAUACGUUCGAUCUCAAAUUAGUCAACUUGUUUAUUCAAUUAGGGAUAAUUCUAUUCAAUUUGGAUUACUUAAAACGUUACUUGAAUCGAAAAAUUACGAUUUAACAAGUUAUUUUAAUGCAGGUCUCAUUGCCGAUGAUGACAAUGAAGAAAAUUUAAUUACUGACGAUACACUAAGAUUUCUCAAGGACAAAUCAAAUGAACAUUCUGAUAUUAUUAAACAACUCUUUUUCUUCUAUAAUAAGUGGUGCGAUAAAACUGAUGAUGCUAAAAUUUAUUUAGAUGAUCUUAACAAGAAAGUUGAUGCUUUGAAUUCUAUACCAUUUUUUGAGAUUCUAACUCAAAAUUAUUGGUCACCGCAUAAAAUUAUGAUUAUUGAAGUUAGUCAAUCUGUAUUCCACUAUGCAGAAUCCCAAAUCUUUACAAAUAUUGUUGAAAAAAACGAUACCAAAGAUGAUGAAAUACAAUUGAGCGUAUCACAUGUAGCUGAUACUUUCAUAAACAAGAUAAUUAACCAAUAUAAGAAUACUUGUCAGAGUUACAAGAAUUGGAAGAAUAUUAAAUACUCUGAUGCUCAAGAACUUUGGAAAGGUAUUGUCAAAGAACAGGUUAAGCGUGAACUUGAAAUAAUGGCUAGUGAAACUUCAUGGAAAGUGCAGAAUGAUUUAAUUGAAUCUAUAGAAUUUCUGGCUCUUAUUCCAGCUAAAACUAAGCAACUUGAUCAUCUUUCAAAAGUUCUUAACGACCAAUUCGAAGUAAAGAAUGCAAAAAAAAGUUGGGUGGUUAAAAUGAUGGAAAGUUUGAAAAAGGAUGAUAUGAAAUUAUCUGAAUUGUCCGGGAUUUUUCGAAAGUUAAAUAAUCAUUUAAAUGAACUUAGUGAAAGUAGUUGGUCUGUGAUUAAGGAGCUCUCUCUUGCUAAUGAUUUUAUUAAAUUUUUACUUGAAAAAUUAAUCGGAAAUAAUUUAACGAAUUUUAUAAAUGAUACGAAACCGCUUAAAGAAGCCACUGUCGCCGCUUUAAUUGAAGUCAAUAAGGCACUAAAACCUUUAAAUGAAAAUGCUGCAAAAUUAUCAACCAUCGAAUUUUUAAAUCGUUUGCAUGAGGUAUCACAAAAAAAUCCUUCUCUCGCUGGAAAAAUAAAAUUAUGUGGUUCAAAUAAUUUAGCUAUAAAAAAUAUGCAUCUUUAUAUAACCAGCAAAGGCGAAGUUACCAAGGAACGGAUUAAAAAUGCUGCAACUAUCGGCAUCUAUAUUUUUAAACAUAAUGAAAAUUUGAAUACUUGUGAGCUAACUCUGAAAUAUGCAAUGACUCAAAGCCAAAAUGAAAAUUCAUCCCGUAUUGAAAAAUCAUACAAUAUGGCAGAUUUGCAUGAUCUUUACAGUCGUGCGCUCUUAAUCGGUAAAUCCAGAACUUCUACUGAACAACUAUUUGAUGAUAGUAAUAAAGAUAUAAGAUCACAUGUGCAUCAGCUCGUUACUCAAAUAGAUUUAGCACAACAUAUUGUCACUAUUGCUUCAAGAUUAAUUCAAUCGGGUCAUUUUCUUUAUCAAAAGAUUUGUAUAGAAAAGCACGGUUCAGAGUUAAAACAUACAUUAACUAAAUUAUCUCAUGAUUUGGAAAUAUGGAAAGAUGUAGUAGACCGUGCACAAAAUGAACACUAUUAUUUAACGUUCUUCUCUGCGCGUCACAUUCUGACCUUUUAUGAUUAUUUUAAAAGUAUUAGUAGUGUGCGAAAUAAUGAAAGUAAUGAAACAAAUGAAUUCAAUAGAGAUAUUUGUCAGAAUCUUGUGCGUUUCGUUAAUGAUGCAGCUCAUUUACCUGGACAAACUGAUGAAUGGCCUACAAUUCAAAAUGAAAAUGAUUUCUUACCUGUUCUUCGUAAAAUUGGUGCUACGUUAUAUAAUAUUUUUAAUGGCAUAGAACGAAAACCCAAUCCCAUUCAUAAAGAUAUUGAACUGGUCGUAGCAGAUAUGGUUUUUAAUGGAAAAUUAUUCGUUGCGGAUUGCCAUUCCUAUUCUUUGGUUCCAAAUGUGAUAUUAUCACUUUUUGUUAAUCAUGGAUCUUUUCCUAAAGCGUGGCAGAUUCUUAUUUGUCGAAGUACUACAACUGAUAAAGAGAUUUCACUUUUUAUUAAACAUAAAGAAAAGGAUUAUCUCUUGGCUCUUAUAUGCACUCGAGAAAAAAGUAUUAAUCAUCAUAUAUUAGAACAAUUCACAGAAUAUGUUCAUCCUACUAAUGGUCUUGACGAGGGAUCUAUGAAACUUUUAUACUCUAAAAUUUGCAAAGAUUCCAAAAAUUCCGUGUGUGUGACAUCAAAUAUGUCUGGUCAAGGAAAAACUGAAUGGAUCAAAGAAUCCAGUUUUAAGAAACAAAAGGUUCUACGUACCUUAUUAAUAAGUGAUAAAGUUAGCUUUGAAGCGCUGGUUAAAAAUUUGGCUAAUUUUAAAUUGGAAACUUUUGAAAGUUUACAUAUUGAUAUUAAUUUAAUCUCCCAUUCUCAUGAUGUCAACUUCUUCUUGUUUCAAUUAUUAACAUUCGGAAUAGUUUUUAAUGAAAUGGAUAUAGUUAAUUUGCCUGAUACUUUAUUCUUCAUAGAAAUUGCAUCAACAGUUGGUCAAUAUUUAUUUGAAUCGCUUUCCUUAAUCAAGUAUAUACGGCGCCAACAUAUUGAAUGGGAUUUAAAAAAGCUUAUAGUGCCUCAUCAUAUUAACAGUCCCAUUCAAAUAGUUUCUUAUUAUAUGGAUGCACAUUCUCGUAAUGCUCUUGAUGACAUAAAUAUUCGACUUACUGGAACCGAGGCAAUUAGAGAACCGCUACCGACUGAACGUUGUCAAGAAUUACUACGUCAAUAUUUUUUCAGAGAUCAGUUAGAUAACAUUUUUUCUUAUAGAUUUUUAGAAAUUUUUGUUAAUGUAUUAGCUGAUCAAUUGGUUCGAUUGUCUGCAAGCUCCUUUUUUCAGGUGGAACAAUUACGUCUGAUGACUAAAGAAACAAAGAUUCGUUCAUCACUUUUUGAAAUAUUAAUUUCUUGUUCUAAAGAAUUUGCAACACGAGCAAUUAAUACUAAAGAUAUGCAAAAAGUACAAAAAGAAAAUGCUCAGAAAGAAAAUAAUCAAGAUAUCGAUAGAGCUCGACUUGGAAAUAUUGUACAAUGGAAUGACUCGAAUCAUCUUAUUGUUGCAUUUUUAUCUCAGAUGCCAAAUUCAAUAUGCGCACUUUAUAGAGAUAAAACAAAAGUACCAAAAAAUGUUGAAAAUUUAUUAAAGAGUCAAAAAGCAGUAUUACAAGAUUAUCAUAAAAUGGAAUCAGCUAAGUUAUUAGAAGUAUUGGAGCGACUUGCAAGAAGAAAAAUGCAAAAACUAGAAGGUUUGCCUGAAUACGCCUUAUCCAUAGAAAAUCUUCUCAAGAUGGCAAUGAUUUUAUUGAGAACACGUGCUAAUAUACCAGUGGUCUGCUGCGGUGAAGCUGGUUGCGGCAAGACAAGUCUGAUUAGUUAUUUGGCAAAGAUAAUGGAGGUUAAUUUCGAAACACUAGAUUUCCAUGCAGGAAUUCAAGAAUGUGAUAUUUCAAAUUCUAUAAAUGUAGCAGAGAAGCUUGCAAAUGAAGGCGAAACCUGGUUAUUUCUGGAUGAAAUAAACACUUGUAAUCAUAUUGGAAUACUUGGAAGUUUAAUUUCACAUCGAAUUUUUAAUGGAAAACCAAUACAUCCGAACAUUCGAAUAUUUGCUGCUUGUAAUCCUUAUCGACUAAGAACUAAAUCUCAAAGUGAUGUGGGUCUUUCUGCAAAACUGUAUGAGGAAAAAAACCAAUUAGUUUACCAAGUACAUCCAUUGCCAGAUCAAAUAUUAGAUUAUGUUUGGGAUUAUGGUUAUCUUAAAGCAGAAGAUGAAAAAAAUUAUAUCGAUAUCAUGGUUAAAACUAAAUUAGGGCAUUCAUUUUUUGCAGAGUUAUUAUAUUCAUCACAAGCAUUUAUUCGUAAUGUCGAAGAGCCAUUUAGCGUUAGCUUACGGGAUGUGAAUCGUGCUAUUAAGCUUUUCAAAUUUUUCAAAAAACAUGAUCCUUCAACAGAACACAUUAUAGACCCACUCGAAAUUCGUCCAAUGGUAUUGGCACUUAGCCUAUGUUACCUUUUUAGGCUUCAUAAUCCAUCUCAACGUAAAAAAUAUCGAGAAGAAAUUAUUGCUAUAAUCGAGAAAUAUCAAAGCAAUCAUGGAAUAGAUUUAUUUGAAAAAACAAUUUCAAAAGAGCAAGAUAUGUAUACUAAAGGUAUGCAAUUACCUGAAGGGACUGCAUUGAAUGAGGCACUUCUAGAGAAUAUCCUCGUGAUGAUUGUUUGUAUACUAACACGAAUACCAGUUUUCAUAAUUGGUGCACCAGGAAGUUCAAAAUCUUUGGCUGUGCGCAUUAUCAGUAUGAAUCUUCGAGGUGCAGAUUCGAAUAAACCUUACUUUCAAACUCUUCCACAAGUUUAUAUAAUACCAUAUCAAGGUUCAACUUCUUCAACUUCUGAAGGAAUCAUAAAGGUUUUUGAAACUGCUAAAAAAUAUCAAGAAGUUAGUACCAAUGAGAACCCUGUGAGAGCCGUCGUUCUGUUAGAUGAAGUUGGAUUAGCAGAAACUAGCCCACAUAAUCCAUUGAAGGUGCUUCAUUCUUUAUUAGAGCCGCCGUUUGGUUCCAAAAAAAGUCAACCAGUAGCUCCUGCUAUUACUAUUUCCAAAAGUAGCCAACCUGUAGUUCCUGUUAUUGGAAUCAGUAAUUGGAGAUUAGAUAAUAGUAAAUCAAGUCGAGCAUUAUUAAUUCAACGUCCUCUUUUUUCUGAAAAUGAUUUGGUUGAUACAGCGAAAUGUUUGCUUGGAGAUAGUAAAGUUUUUAGUAAUGUUAUUUCGAAUUUUAACGAAUUCUUGAAAAAGCUUGCGAAAGCUUACCUUCAUUACAUAGAGCAUCAAAAAUACCAAAAUUUUCAUGGCCUUCGAGAUUAUUAUUCCCUAAUUAAAAGCAUAAAAAGCAUGGACAAGGAAAAAUUGAAGGAAAAUUUCCAUCGAAAAGCAAUUAAACAAUUUGUUGAAAAAUUUUCAACAAAUAUUCAGAAUACGAUAACAACGUUGACACCAGAAAUUUUGCAGCUCGCUAGACGUUUAUACUUUAAAGAUUUUAUAAAAACUUGCUCUGCUAAUACGGGAUAUCUGAAUGAAUCUGAUGUGAAACUACUAGAAUUUAUUUUCCGUAGUUUAUGCAAUAAUGAAAUAAUAAAUGAUCCCGUUAGAUUGCACAUAUUUUGGUGGGAUAACUCUGAUUCUAUUAUCGCCGAACUAGGAUUGGCUCGUAUGUGUCCUUCGAUCUCAGAGCCUGAAUCUAAUUUACCUGAAGGUGAUCACUUUGGAGAUUAUGUAAUAAAUGAGAUAGUUAAUUUGAUGCUCGGAAAGAUUACGUCAUUGAAAUAUGAAACUAUAGACGAAUUAAUUAUUGCAAAUUAUUUAGGUGAAUGGCAACGACAAGUCAUUAAUGUUUUGUCAUUAUGUGCGAAUAUUGAGAACUCUUUAGAAUCCAAAAUUCUUCAAUUUUUACGUAUAUGUAAUGAUCUGGUCUCAAAUCAAUCAAUCAAUAUUUCGGAUAUAAUCGAUACCAUUAGUAUUCAACAGGAACCUGAUCCAAUAAAUAUUCUUUCUCAAGAAUUUGUUGACAGUGUGCUAAAACUUUUUGAUAUGCCAGCUACAGAACGAAACAAUACAUCACAAUGUUCUUUCUUUCGUCGAUGUUUUGAUAUAAUUCCGAUAGACUCACCAGUGCGUAUUCGCCUUUACGAAACACUUUUUGGACAAGAACCGCAUACUUUUAUUGGAUCUAUUUUAUCGCGUGUCUUGCUUUUAGAGGAAGACUUGCAAAAAGGAAUUUUUGUUCAUCUAAUUCAAAAUGCAAAAGCAGUAUUGGGUCGUUCGCCACGCCUGAAAGCUAUAAACAAUGCUCUUAAAAACAGCGGAAUCGAUUCACCAGUUAUGGCUCUGUGCUGUGACGUAAUGCAAAAUGACUUUUUUACAGAAUGGACUUUUAAGGAUCUGAAAGAUAACUUUAAAGAGGCAUUUGAUGUUUUAUGUAGUAACAAUUUCGAACCUUUGCAAUUGGUAUUAGCAGUAGCUUUACUCAAGGAAUUUGUAAAUGUUUUUUGGAACUCACUAGAAACACUACAAACCAUAGAAACAGAACCAAUUAAGUGUGAUGCUGAUAUUGAAGAAGUGAUUGAUAAAAUCGACCACGCUGUGAGGCGUCAAUCAUCUUUGAUUUAUUCAUUCAAGUUAUAUUUUCUUCGUAGUUUAUAUGACAACGGACUUUCAUUACACGGAAUUAAAUGCUUUUGCAAUAUACAAUCCGGAAUAUUUCAAUGGCUAACCGACUUUAACUGGGAUGAAAGCAACAACAAGAUUGGUUUCAUAGCUUAUCAUUGUUAUGAUCAAUACAUAGAAGCAGAAGAAGCGUUUAAUCCACUAUAUUUGCGCGGUCAACCAAUGCAAUUUGAAAAUUUUUUAAAUCAAGCUUUAAAUAACUUUUCAACAAGUAUUAAAAUGGCAAUCAUGGGAACUCUUAUCACACAUCUCUAUGAUAUACGUGCCAUACGAGGAUUAAGCACUAACGAAGAAACUGCAAUCCAAUGGCUGCAGAAUCAAUUGCCAAAUAUGCAACUUGAUGAGUUUUAUCGAGCUAAAUUAUUAUCUUUUCUUGAGAAUACUAAUCCCCUUUAUAACAUCACUCCGGAAACAAUUCAGACUGAUCUAUUGAUUCGAUCAGUCAUUAUUCAUAUAAUUGCACUUCAUUCUUGUAUUCCUGCAUCGAAUUCUCCGUUGGCUGCGUAUCUACGAACUCUAAGGAAUUGUAAAAAUACUUACAUAUUGGCAUCUUGUGUUGAUACUGAGAUCGCAGAUGUUCUUGUACCUUUUAUAAAUUAUGAAUGUCAGUGCGGCUAUAAAUAUAUUAUCAAUGGUACGGUUCAAAAAAGCAUUUGUCCACAGUGUGGGAGUUCUACCAAAGGGGUAAAAUGUAUUGUAAAUCUGGGUAAAAGGCGUAACGCUACUCAAGGUCUUAAUGGAAGCAAUGAGGAAAUAACACAAUUAGGCUAUGUUUAUGAAUCAAUUGAAAGCAGAAAAAAUAUCAACUUUCGUCUUCGUAAUUUGACACCAGUCUCUUAUUGCAUCUUACAUCUUUUUGUACACGUCCUUAUUGCUGCCGCUUCGAAUACAGAUCAAUGGGAUUUUUUCAACAAUCCUCAACAAAAUAACGAAAAUCAAAAUCAUGAAAUGAUUGACGAUCCUUUGGAUUAUUGUCAACAGCAUAUUGAAAAUGAUUGGCUAAAAUUGACGCUUUUAUUUGAUUGCGAUGAUGAGGCCUUGGCACUUAUAUUACAUUCAAUCCUCCGUUCUAUGUCCGAGAGUCAAAUUGAAACAACAGCAAUAUUAAAUACAGUAGAGAAACGACAAGCAUGGGAAAAUGAAUUCACUCAACUUUACAUAAAACCCAAAGUUACUAAUGCUCUUCGCACUGCAAAUGAUUUAAAAAAAUUGAUGACAAAAAAUCUUUCUGUAGUUUUUGCAUUAUUUGAAGAAAGGAAUGAAUCAUUACAUCUGUGCAAAGUGAUUGAAUUUUUAGCAAAUCUGCAAAAUGAAUUUUUACAACAGGUUUUAGCGGUUGGACAUGAUUUUUCUUCACUAAAAUUUUUAGGAGGGCAAUUAAUAAGUGAUUCAGAAAACAUGCCUCAAUAUCAAAAUUACGUUGAGUCGCUAUUUCUUUCAGAAGCACAUGCCAAAAAUAUUAUUAAUUAUACUUGGAAUCCUAAACUACUCUCCUAUAAUCAAUGUGGUCUUGAAUUUGGUCACGGGCAAGAGAUCCAAUAUGAAUUACAUAAAAUAGAGGCAGAAUUAGCAUACAAAAUUCUUUAUAAUAAAGUUUAUCUUAAAAAAAAUAAUGAUUCGCUGUGGUUGGACGUUUUCCAAUAUCAUAUGGAAUUACUUUCAAGUUCUAAAACAAACUUAAGAGAAAUCAGAGCAUUGAUUCCACAAGAACAAAUUUCAACUGAAAAACUUGGAUUUUUCACCGCAACCACAUUCACUUCAACAAUAAAUAGAAAUAAUCUAAAUAUUGCAGAUAUGUCUCUUAUUUUUGAUAAUCCCGCCAAACUUUUAUCUGAACUUGAAAUUCUACUUUGUUUUUUGAAGCGAACCUCAGGCGGAGAUCCUGAAAUGGAAAUUACAAAAUAUUAUGAUAAAUGGAUGAAACUAUCAGAAAUAACCGAAAAUCUCCAAUUUCACCAAGUAGUUACCGAUCUGUCUCAACAAAUGAAAGAUGAAAUAAAUGCAUUUGUUGAUUUUGAACAAUCACACGUAGUUGGUCGUAGUGGUAUAAAAUUAUCUAAAAUUACACAUAGAAAUUUUGAGCUAGCACUGAAAAGAUUCAUGUUUCGUUACUUGUCGUCAGAAUUGUAUGAUCCCGAUGAAAAACUUACAAAAUAUUUGGCAGAAAAUAAUGAUGAAAAAAAUAGUAGUGAUUGUUGGCCAUUGUGGGUUUCUAAUGGUAUUAUUAUCGACAAAUUUCCAAAAUCAUUAUUAGUUGCAAAUAUUUAUAAUGCAUAUAAAUACAUUCAGAGCGUAACGAAAUCAAAUUUGCAUAAAACUAAUAAUAGACUUCAAAAUAAUAGUCGUCAAAAUAAAAAGCAACGAAACAAAACUUCAAAUACUACCAACUCUGGUACAAAUUCACGUACUAAACAUAGCUUUAAUAAUGAUGUAGACAAUGUAUAG
Messenger RNA from Dentiscutata erythropus, 10734 nucleotides. The record is from the annotation of a GenBank genome assembly. Lineage: Eukaryota; Fungi; Glomeromycota; Glomeromycetes; Diversisporales; Gigasporaceae.